This is a messenger RNA of Mercenaria mercenaria, 3523 nucleotides long. RefSeq names its product elongation factor Tu, mitochondrial-like. Gene Ontology annotation, molecular function: GTP binding; translation elongation factor activity; GTPase activity. Gene Ontology annotation, biological process: mitochondrial translational elongation. NCBI's taxonomy places the organism in Eukaryota, Metazoa, Mollusca, Bivalvia, Venerida, Veneridae. Gene Ontology annotation, cellular component: mitochondrion. The record is from RefSeq and is a predicted model, not a curated record. The transcript has 3 exons. The coding region runs from base 36 to 1472 and encodes 478 amino acids.
GCUUUUCUUAUGCACCGGAUGAAAAGAAAUCCAAGAUGGCAGCGCCCAUGCGAACUGUCUCCUUGAAAAUAUUUCAACGUCUGUCACCGUUAAAUUUGUAUUUAAGAUCUUGUCAUCAUACCCUGAAGUCACAGAACAAUUACAUGAAGCUUUUCUCCUUGUGUAAGCUAAACAAAUAUGUGAUUAGGUGCUACACUACACCCAACGAGAAGGAACAUUGUAACAUAGGAACUAUAGGUCACGUUGAUCAUGGUAAAACAACACUGACUGCAGCGCUGACCAAGGUCCUUGCUGAAAGUAACCCUGAUAACAAAUUCUUUGACUAUGCGUCUAUAGACAGAGCGGCAGAGGAGAGGAGGAGGGGAAUCACUAUCUAUGCCACACAUGUUUCAUAUGAAACAGCUAAGAGACAUUAUGCACAUACAGAUUGUCCUGGUCAUAUAGAUUUCAUCAAGAAUAUGAUUACAGGAACGUCACAAAUGGAUGGUGCGAUUCUGGUGGUUGCAGCAACUGAUGGUACAAUGCCGCAGACUAGAGAGCAUUUGCUACUUGCACGGCAGAUAGGUCUUCAGAGAGUGGUAGUAUUUCUGAAUAAAGCUGACAUUGUGGAUGAGGAAAUGCUGGAACUUGUUGAACUUGAAGUGCGAGAACUACUUGAGGAGUUUGGUUACGAUUCUGAAGAAACUCCAGUCAUAUGUGGUUCUGCAUUGGAGGCAUUACAAGGCAAAGAUACAAAAUAUGGUAAAGGAGCGAUACUGAAAUUAGCAGACACGAUUGACACUUAUAUUCAAGUUCCGGAGAGGGAUUUAGAGGCUCCAUUUUUCUUGCCUGUUGAGUCGUCGGUAUCGGUGCCUGGGCGUGGUACGGUUUUGAUCGGAACGCUAUUGCGAGGAGUACUUAGAAGAGGCGCUGAAGCCCAUUUACUCGGACACGAUAAUUUUUUCAAGACUUCAGCAUCAGAUUUACAGGUUUUUAACAAAUCUGUCCCAGAAUGCAAAGCCGGUGAAAAUGUUGGGGUGUUGAUACGUGGAAUAAAAAAUGAUGUCAUCAAACGCGGGAUGGCAUUAUGUGCACCAGAUUCUCAAGUUCAAUCGAACUUUGUUGAAGCCCAGAUAUAUGUGUUAACAAAGGGUGAGGGUGGGCGAAGUAAACCAUUAAUGAAUAAUUACACUCAAAAUUUGUUUUCAUCUAUAUGGAACAUUGACUCCAUGGUCCGGUUUUUACCAGACACCGAAAUGGUUAUGCCAGGGGAGACUGCGAAGGUGAAUAUUUUAUUCAGGAGGUCGAUGGUUGUACGUGAAGGCCAAAAAUUUACAGUACGUGAAAAUGCACUUACAACAAUAUCAGGAAUAGUGACACAAGUAUUGCCGAUUUCAGACAUUGAAAUUAAAGGAUUCAACUAUAGACCACCUGCUGCUAUGAAAAUUGAAUCUGGUAGCCGGGUUGUUCAAGCCAGGAGAGGGAAAAAAUGAACUGUUUUAAGAAUGACUUUAAAGCAGCAUGCCGCCAGAUUUGGCUAAAAUAAUCUUUCUUUCAAAUUGAAGUUUUGGUCAUAUUAUGAACAUUAAAAUAUGAAUUUUUGUUUGUAAAAUAUUUUAAAAAUUCCAAAUCAAGAAAAAAAGAUGACCGCGUCGGGAAUUGAAGCCAGGACCGCCAUGGCAAUAAAGACAUUUUCCGGUCAUUGUAACCAAUAGCGCUAUAGCUGAAGUAGUGAAUAAUGACUUCAAAAUAUAGAUACCUAUAAUGGAGACAGUUUAAAUGGAGUAAAAGGGUGACAAAUGCUUUUCAAUUUUCAUUGUUAAAAGUAGUAAAAACAGCAAAUUCUCAUGUGUUUCCGUAACAUAAAGUUUGUCAGUAAUUAAGUUUUGAAGCCUUCUUUAGAAAUAUAGCAUUUAUUUCAAAAUAUCUAAAAAAAAUAUGUUUUUUUUGUUGUUGAACGAUCUGGAGGCAUGCGGCUUUAAUAAAUUUAAGAAGUUAAAUUUGAAUUUUAGUAAAUUUUUAUUUAAGAAGCUAAAUUUGAAUUUUACAGAGGUUUAUCAUCUGUAGGUUAAUAGAUGGCAGGUUGUUUCUUUGAGUUAUAAGGGCUGUUGUAAGGUGAGGCCUAAGGACUGUAAUCACAGCCCGUAUCCAUUAUCACAUAAAGCCUGUGUUCUAAAUAUUUACCAAAUUAUUGCAAGCUUCUUUGUUUUACUGUUCUUUUUUAUGACUGCUCUUUUUAUCAUCAUGCUUCACGCAAGGGUUGGUCUUGGUAAGUAGCAAACAUCUGCUAGUUUUGGGUCAGGUGUCCUUAAGGUCAAGGUCACUGGGGUUAGAAUAUUGCAACUUGUGGCAAGCUUCUCAACUUCUCUAUAUGAGCCGCGCCAUGAGAAAACCAACAUAGUGGCUUUGCGACCAGCAUGGAUCCAGACCAUCUGCGCAGUCUGGUCAGGAUCCAUGCUGUUUGCUUUCAAAGCCUAUUGCAAUUAAAAAACCUGUUGGUGAACAGCAUGGAUCCUGACCAGACUGCGCGGAUGCGCAGGCAGGUCUGGAUCCAUGCUGCUCGCAAAGCCACUAUGUUGGUUUUCCCAUGGCACGGCUCAUAUGUUCUUAAGUACAGCCCCUAUAAUAAUGAAACCUAACAGAAGGAUUGAUCUUAGUAAGGGGCAGUCAUCUUUUGGUUUAGGGCCAGGUCAAGGUCGCUGGGGUGAGAUUUUUUAAUAGUGUUGGUUUAAGUUCUUCUUAAAACCCCUACCCGCAUGUUCUACCCCGCUGACUCUAACUUGUCUCCCUACUUGACACAUGCACACAUAUCCCUUCUGCACUCCAUUCCUAGUUUUUUUUUUGUCAUACCUGACAUUUAUGUAAGUCAUAUUUCUCUUAUGGUAACUCAUUUUUGCUCAAAUUCCCCCUCUCACUUACUUAUAAUAAUAAUACAUGUAAUGUCUUUGUAAACAUUUUCGAAUAGCAAAACCAGUGUUCUUUGGCAGUUCUUUUCAAAAUUAUGUUUUUAAACUGGAUAAAAAUUUGUAUUUUGUUUCUUUUAGUGAAAUUAUUUAUUCAAAAAGAAAAUACUGCUAUGGUUUAUGUAAAAAAUGUAAAAAAAGAACUCUAUGCUGUUUGAGUCUAUAAAGCAUCAUGAUGUCUAUUCAGGGACAUGAAUUUCUUGUGUCAAUUGUUGAUGCCAUGGUCAUAGUGGCUUUUAGGCUUAUUAUGAUAUGAUCUUGUAAUGAUGUGUCAAACGAUACAGAAACAGGAAACGUCCUACUUGUUACUAUCUAAAGGUAUGUAUGUAAAAAUAAUCUACAAAGCACAGUCUUGCGAAUUGUCACUUCUGAAAAAAUCUCUUGAAAGUGUGUUAGAUUACUUGAGUUGUGUGAACAGUAAAGGAAACAGUUUAUGGUUUGUUUCUAUGAUGAAAGAAUAAUAAUUGUAGCUGAUCUAAAGAUACCCGGUGGAAACUGGCACAUAAUAAUCUUAAGUUUUUCAGAAAAGUAAUUUUAUUUUUGAAAUAUGAUUAACUGUUUAUAAAACUGUUUUGGAAAAA